GAUUUGUAAAUCAACAAUUCUAGAAACUCUGGCAUUAAAAUACGAUUGAUUACCAAAAGUUUUUGGAAAACAAUUUAAUAUUAUGGAAGAAUGUGAGCUUAGGAAUAUUUGUAGAGCUUGUCUCACCGAACAGGGUCAAUUUCAAUCGGUUUUUGUACCAGAAUCAAGCUCUGGAAUAUCGCUUCAUAUAUCAGAAAUGAUGAGUGCCUGUUCAUCAGUUCAGGUGACUUUAGGAGACGGUUUACCAGAACAAAUCUGCAAAUCUUGCGUCGCCGAUACAAUAAACUUUUACUUGUUUAAAUUAAAAUGUGAAAAAAGUGAUAAAAUACUCAGAGAAAAUCUAAAAAAAUCGACAGUGAUGUACGAGCAGGAAUUCAUAAAAUGCGACGUUAAUACGGAAAAUAAAUUAAAAAAUGAAAUCGACGUCGAUAAAAACGAGGAAAAUCAAAAACAACUAGAUCAGUUCGACGUAUUCGACACCUACAGUAACUACAGCGAUGAAAAUUCCAUCGAAAUGAAAGAAGAGGAGCUUCCGAUAGACAAACCCAAAAUAAAAGAAUUCGAAUGUGAUAUUUGUCGUAAACAGUUCACUAGAAACGAUUUACUCCUAAGGCAUAGGAUAGCGCACGCUAUGAAAAUGGAGAAUCACAAUAUGGAUUUUGCUGCCAGUUACCAAUUGGACCAAGACGAUGAGGAUACUCUAGAUAUUAAAAAGGAGGAUUACGUGUACGCUUGUAACCGUUGCGAAACCAUUUUUCUCCAAAAGGAAGAUUUGGACGUCCAUUUGAAGUCGCAUUUGAAAGAGCAGUACAACGUCGGGUGUCAAUUUUGUCAGAGGAAGUUUUCCAGAUUGGCUCAUUUGAAUAGGCAUUUGAGGAAUGCUCAUUAUACGGAGAAACAUUUCAAAUGCGAAGUGUGUGAGAAAAGUUUUUACAAACAGGAACAACUCAGGCAUCAUAUGAAUGGACAUUCUGGACUUAAGCCUCAUAUAUGUGAUAUUUGUUGUAAGGGCUUUAACCAGAUAUCGAAUUUGAAAGAUCACAUGCGUACACAUAACGGAGAAAAACCAUUUUUAUGUUCCACGUGUGGGAAGGGAUUCAACCAAUUAGGAAAUUUGAGGCAACACACUGUAAGACACAGUGGCGUCAAGGCGCAUCUUUGCAGUACGUGCGGAAACGGUUUUGCCAGCAAAGGAGAAUUAUCGGCCCACCUUAGGAAACAUACUGGAGCUCGUCCUUUCGUUUGUUCCGUAUGCAACCACGGUUUCACCACAUCGAGUUCGCUCACCAAACACAAAAGAAUCCAUUCGGGAGAGAAACCUUACGAAUGCGACACAUGUAAAAUGAAAUUUUCUAGAUCCGGGAUCCUUGCUAGGCACAAAAGGACGCAUACCGGUGAGAAACCCUACAAAUGUAAGUUUUGCGACAAAGCCUUCUCGCAGUCCAAUGACCUUACAUCGCACCAAAGAAUCCAUACGGGGGAAAAGCCAUUUAUAUGUGACGAAUGCGGUCAAGCUUUUAGACAAAGUUCGGCUUUGAAGACCCACAAAAAAACUCAUGUAGAAAAGGGGGUGGCUAAAACGGAAAAAAAUGAUAAAGCUACUUGCGUAGUCGAAGCAAAACCGAUAUUUUUAACGGGCGUUUUUAAUACGGAAUUCCUACCGGGUUUUUAAUGUACGGUUUUUUACCUCUAAGCAUUAUUGUGUGAUAUAUUAUCAAAAAAUUUAUUAUUUAUGCAUCAUAAAUCGUUUGAUAACAAGUAUUAACUAGUCUUUUAAGUUUAUUCCAGAAUAAGAUUAUUUUAUACUAUUUGGAUGGAGUGCUAUUAAUUUUUAGUUGAAUAUAUUGUAAAUAAAUAAUCUGUUGAAAUUGA
Molecule: messenger RNA, 1872 nt
Organism: Diorhabda sublineata
Lineage: Eukaryota; Metazoa; Arthropoda; Insecta; Coleoptera; Chrysomelidae
Product: zinc finger protein OZF-like
Exons: 6
Coding region: 83-1672 (529 amino acids)
Biological process (GO): regulation of transcription by RNA polymerase II
Cellular component (GO): nucleus
Molecular function (GO): DNA-binding transcription factor activity, RNA polymerase II-specific; RNA polymerase II cis-regulatory region sequence-specific DNA binding; zinc ion binding
Source: RefSeq, a predicted model, not a curated record